UUUGUUUCUGUCCGUCUGAAGACAAGAGACGAUAACUUGUCCUCCUUGGCAACAUGAAAAGUUUCUUCGCAGCCUCACAACUUUUUGCGGUUCUUCUGGUGCAGCUGGUACCUGCGCAGAUUUCAGACAAGCCAGAAGAAGCUCACUCAAGAGUGAUGACAUUCGAGGAGGUGUGGGUGAGGAGUACGUGUCGACCCAUGGAGCAGUUGGUGGACGUGGAGCAGGAGUACCCCGCAGAAGUGGAGCACAUCUUCAUACCUGCUUGCGUCCCACUUUGGAGAUGCUCCGGUUGCUGUCACGAUGAAACAAUGGAGUGUUACCCUACCCUUGAACACAAUAUCACUCUGCAGGUAAUGAGGAUUUAUCCCAUGAAAUCUAUGCAAACUGUGGAACUCACUUUUGUGGAGCAUCAGAGAUGUGAAUGCAGACUCAGAAAGGAUCUUCUACAUAAUAAAAGCAACAGUGAGUCGAUCAAGAACAGACCUCGGAGGAGGAAGCACAAAAAGACAGCAAACGGAUGUGGCAAGUGCCCGUUCCCUGAAAACAAGAUAGGUCUUCACUGAUUCAAACAUCUGUCCAAAGUUUAAUUUGGACGAAUGACUUUGUAGAGGUGAACAACAACACAUCU
Scomber japonicus (chub mackerel) is the source of this 628-nucleotide messenger RNA. Its product is annotated as vascular endothelial growth factor A-like. NCBI's taxonomy places the organism in Eukaryota, Metazoa, Chordata, Actinopteri, Scombriformes, Scombridae. The record is from RefSeq and is a predicted model, not a curated record. The coding region runs from base 54 to 563 and encodes 169 amino acids. Gene Ontology annotation, cellular component: membrane. The transcript is spliced from 7 exons. Gene Ontology annotation, molecular function: chemoattractant activity; vascular endothelial growth factor receptor binding; growth factor activity. Gene Ontology annotation, biological process: response to hypoxia; positive regulation of protein phosphorylation; positive regulation of endothelial cell proliferation.